AGCGGGUCUAGCGUGUGGGUCAAAAUGGAAGUGAAUCCCCCCAAGCAGGAGCACCUGCUGGCGCUGAAAGUUCGUCAAUAGGUAGAGCAUGUUAUCUUUGAACUCACGUAUGUAGCAAGCCCAGGAUGGCCUAAGACUCAUGACAGUUAUGUCUCAGCCUCCCAAGUGCUGGGAUGACAGUGAUGCGAUUGACUAAGCCUACUUUAUUCACCAAUAUUCCAGUAACAUGUGAAGAGAAAGAUUUACCUGGAGAUCUCUUUAACCAAUUAAUGAGAGAUGAUCCUUCAACAGUAAAUGGUGCAGAAAUUUUAAUGUUGGGAGAAAUGUUGACUUUACCACAAAAUUUUGGGAAUAUAUUUUUGGGAGAGACUUUUUCCAGUUACAUCAGCGUUCAUAAUGAUAGUAAUCAAGUUGUAAAAGAUAUACUGGUAAAAGCUGAUCUUCAGACAAGUUCUCAGCGUUUAAAUCUUUCAGCUUCCAAUGCUGCAGUGGCUGAACUUAAACCUGAUUGUUGUAUUGAUGAUGUCAUACACCAUGAAGUAAAGGAAAUUGGAACACACAUCUUGGUAUGUGCCGUGAGUUAUACAACUCAGGGUGGAGAAAAAAUGUACUUUAGAAAAUUCUUCAAAUUUCAGGUUCUCAAACCAUUGGAUGUGAAAACUAAAUUUUAUAAUGCAGAGAGUGACCUCAGUUCUGUGACCGAUGAAGUAUUUCUUGAAGCACAAAUUCAGAAUAUUACAACCUCACCCAUGUUUAUGGAGAAAGUGUCAUUGGAGCCAUCUAUAAUGUACAGUGUAACUGAAUUAAAUUCAGUGAGCCAAGCUGGAGAACGUGUCUCUACAUUUGGGUCAAGAGCAUAUCUGCAGCCAAUGGAUACACGCCAGUACUUGUAUUGCCUAAAACCCAAGAAGGAGUUUGCAGAAAAAGCAGGCAUCAUUAAAGGAGUAACAGUAAUCGGAAAAUUGGAUAUAGUAUGGAAAACAAACCUAGGUGAAAGGGGACGGUUACAAACCAGCCAACUUCAAAGAAUGGCUCCAGGUUAUGGAGACGUUAGGCUGUCUUUGGAGGCAAUCCCAGACACCGUAAACCUAGAAGAACCUUUCCAUAUUACUUGUAAAAUAACAAACUGCAGUGAAAGGACGAUGGAUCUGGUGCUGGAGAUGUGCGACACCAGCUCUGUGCACUGGUGCGGUGUUUCGGGAAGGCAGCUGGGAAAGCUGCUCCCCAGCGCCUCCCUUGGCCUUGCGCUGACUCUGCUGUCCUCAGUGCAGGGGCUGCAGAGUGUCUCCGGCUUGAGACUGACAGACACGUUCCUGAAGAGAACAUAUGAAUACGAUGACAUCGCACAAGUCUGUGUGGUCUCUUCAGCCAUCCAAGUGGAAAGCUAAUGAAAAUUUCCAAUGUGAUGUUUUCAUUUAGUUUCAGAUAACUGCUUUAUGUCUAUAUUUUUAUGACCUUUGUGAAAUGAUCACAUCAGUAGCAAAUAUAAUUUAAAUUUCUUGCCUGAAAAACAUGUAAAAUAUUAAAUGUUUGAAAAGUAUGGAUUUUAUCAAGUUAAUAUUCUGAGUGAACAUUUCUGUAUUUUUUAUGUAAUUUCAUUUUAGAUGACCAACUUUAAAGUCUGUUCCUAGCAAGUGUCUAAAACACACUUCUUUUGUAAAUGGUCAAGAUACCAAAUAUCUUAGGGUUUUGUAGGCAAAUCAUGAACUUAGACAUUUUCCACAACACAGCUAGGCAAAAAAAUGUAAUGGUGUUUACAAAAAAAGUACCUGGAUAGAACCCUGGUUUGGUGACUUCAAUUUAGAAAAUACAGUUGUUUCUUAGAACUUUAGAAUUUAUUAAUACUUGUAUUUGGGAAAAUUUCCAAAUACAGUUUCCAAGAACUUCAGAUUUUUUCCCUAAUCAACAGAAACGAUCUAUUAAAAACUAGAAUAGUCCUUCUGUAACCUGGUUGUUUGCUAACACAGUAUUUUCUAUUCAUUUUCAAAAUUAUUGUGUUGGCAUGUGACUAACUUUCAGCUAUGAGCAGAUCAGAAGUGGUUUGUUUCUUAGGUUAUUGACUACUCAGCUAGCUUUUAACUGAGAUGCCUAAUAAUUUUCUAAUUUUAAUCUUAUAGCACCAGGCUUUCUCCUUGAAAACGAAGCUCCUUAUUUUCAUAACAUAAACUCCAAUCUUCUAAUAAUUGAUUUUGAAUUCUAAAUCUUGUUAAUAUUAUAAAACUUUUUAUCUCUCAUGUAAUCAUAUCUAUUUACCCAUAAACAAAAGAGUUAAGGUUGUAAAUAGCUGUGCAACAUGGAUGUAACAGUGUUUCACUAUUUUAUCAGGAAAACAAAAGUUUAUGAAAUCUGUUUCGCUGAACUAAGAAUGUAUCAUUUCCUAAAUGAGGAGUACAAUAAAUCAAAUACAAAACUGUUUUUUCUUAAAUACAUAAUUAUUUAUUGCCAUGACAAACUGUUUGGUCCAGACAGAAAGCUAUAGUCAGAAGGGUUGCCCCUCAAACCAGAGUAAUAAUUAAUGAAAUGUCUGUUCAAAAUAAAGUGCAAGCAGUGUAAAAUUGAAGUAUGUCAUUCAUUCAAAAUGACUGAUUGAUUAAAUGAUGAAAUAAAAGUUACAGUCACAGCA
This is a messenger RNA of Cavia porcellus (domestic guinea pig), 2623 nucleotides long. It is a transcript of the gene Trappc13, whose product is annotated as trafficking protein particle complex subunit 13. Lineage: Eukaryota; Metazoa; Chordata; Mammalia; Rodentia; Caviidae. The coding region runs from base 174 to 1388 and encodes 404 amino acids. The transcript is spliced from 14 exons. The record is from RefSeq and is a predicted model, not a curated record. Gene Ontology annotation, cellular component: TRAPPIII protein complex.